Messenger RNA from Hippoglossus stenolepis (Pacific halibut), 589 nucleotides. Its product is annotated as cocaine- and amphetamine-regulated transcript protein. NCBI's taxonomy places the organism in Eukaryota, Metazoa, Chordata, Actinopteri, Pleuronectiformes, Pleuronectidae. Gene Ontology annotation, biological process: G protein-coupled receptor signaling pathway; positive regulation of MAPK cascade; cellular response to starvation. The transcript is spliced from 3 exons. Gene Ontology annotation, molecular function: neuropeptide hormone activity. The record is from RefSeq and is a predicted model, not a curated record. Bases 217 to 540 code for a protein of 107 amino acids.
UUAAACACAGAUGUUCGUCACGUCCUGUUGAAGGAGCAGAUGUUCUGCUGACCUCGGACCUGAGGUGAGUCGUCUCAUCACACUGAACAAACACAGUGACGACAGAGCUGCUCACGUAUAUACCCUCAAUUCUGACUCUGCCUCAGUAUCCAGAGGACGGUCUGACGUGUCCAACGUCCCUCAGCGUCCUCCACCCGGUCCGAGUCCACCAGCACUAUGGUCAGCGGCAGGAUGCUGCUGCUAAGCGCCUCCUGCUGGCUGCUGGUUUUUGUAGGGAGCUGUGAGGAGCGGAGAGAGGAGCGACCACAUGAGGAUGACGCCGCCAAGAUACAGGAGGAGAAAGAACUGAUUGAAGCUCUACAGGAAGUUCUGGAGAAGUUAAAGAGCAAACAGCUGCCGUCGACGGAGAAGAAACUCGGCUGGCUUCCUUCAUGUGAUGCAGGCGAGCAGUGUGCGCUGCGUAAAGGCUCGAGGAUCGGGAAGCUGUGUGGAUGUCCCAGAGAAACCAUCUGUAACUUCAAUGUCCUCAAAUGUCUGUAGAGUCCAAACUCAAACUUCCUUCAAAAUAAAGGCAGGUUUUUAAAAACUC